Molecule: messenger RNA, 2066 nt
Organism: Aspergillus wentii DTO 134E9
Lineage: Eukaryota; Fungi; Ascomycota; Eurotiomycetes; Eurotiales; Aspergillaceae
Product: glycosyltransferase family 15 protein
Exons: 4
Coding region: 453-1652 (399 amino acids)
Biological process (GO): protein N-linked glycosylation; cell wall mannoprotein biosynthetic process; protein O-linked glycosylation
Cellular component (GO): membrane; Golgi apparatus
Molecular function (GO): alpha-1,2-mannosyltransferase activity
Source: RefSeq, a predicted model, not a curated record
UGGAAUGGGGAUGAUAGUACUGCUCCAACAUCAUAACGAUGAUCUGCCUGUAGUCGGACCCCGGAUUUGCCAUCUCGCCUCCAGGAAUUGUAUUCCUUCCGGUGCAAGAGGCGAACGGGGCUGAAAGCGGUGCGCUUGCACGCGUGGCCAAGCGGUUCUAAUAGGUACUCUCUUCGUAAUAAUCUACCACCAGACCAUGUGUCCAAUUUUUUGAACUUGCCAUUUUUUUACAAAUCACUCUUUUUACACCCAUCUCAUUUGGGCUCACCUUUAGUAUUUCUUCUCUGAUUCCCCUCCUUGGGUGGUUGGGAAAUCACGAAUGUUGCUGACUUGACUGGGUGGUAUUUCCGACGACUUUGUCUCACCUGGCCUCUUCCUCAGCCUGCUUCCCUGAUCGCCUUCGUCCCCUCCUAUCUCGCCCGUGCUUGUCACGGUAAACGGUUUUCAGCAUCAUGGCGUCUACGCCGGCGAGAUAUGUGCGAUACAUUCUUUUUGCCGUCUUGGCAUUGACGGUUUUCUUCUUCUUCUCGAGAUCCGCUAUUCCCAUCCCCGAGAACAUUGGUUCCAGGCUGAAUCCGAGUACCUAUAAGGAGGCGUCGAAAUCACCUGAAUCCUCCUCUUUCAACAAUGCCGCUCCAGCCAAGCAGCCCGGUUCGGCGAACGUUGGCGCUCCUACUGGUCGUGUGAAUGCGACAUUUGUGACAUUGGCCCGCAAUUCAGAUAUCUGGGACAUUGCGGAGUCUAUUCGACAGGUCGAGGACCGCUUCAACCGUGAUUAUCACUAUGACUGGGUCUUCUUGAACGACAAGGAGUUUGAUGACGACUUCAAGAAGCUCACAUCGGCCCUGGUCUCUGGAAACACACAUUACGGUCUUAUUCCUAGGGAGCACUGGUCCUACCCUGACUGGAUCGAUCUAGACAAGGCGAAGAAGGCUCGGGAGGAAAUGGGUCAGAAGAAGAUCAUCUAUGGUGACUCUGAGAGCUAUCGACACAUGUGCCGUUAUGAGUCGGGCUUCUUCUUCCGCCACCCAUUGAUGCUGAACUACGAAUACUACUGGCGGGUGGAGCCCAGCAUUAAACUGUUUUGCGACGUUGGGUUUGACCCCUUCCGGUUUAUGAAGGAGAACAACAAGAAGUACAGCUUCGUCCUGAGUCUGUACGAAUACUAUGAGACCAUCCCAACUCUUUGGGACAGCGUGAAGAGUUUCAUGAGCAAGCACCCAGAACAUAUCGCUGAGCAAAACUCAAUGGGCUUCCUGAGUGACGAUGGAGGCGAGACGUACAAUAAAUGUCACUUUUGGUCGAAUUUCGAGGUUGGAAGUCUGGAAUGGCUGAGGUCCCAGCAAUACCUUGAUUAUUUCGACGCUCUUGACAAGGACGGCGGUUUCUUCUAUGAACGCUGGGGCGAUGCUCCUGUUCAUUCCAUUGCGGCCGGAUUGCUGCUGAAUAAGGAAGAGAUUCAUUUCUUUAACGAGAUUGCCUACUACCAUGUUCCCUUCACCCAUUGCCCGACUGGUGAGCAGACAAGAUUGGACCUGAAGUGCCACUGCAACCCCAGUGACAACUUUGACUGGAAAGGAUACUCAUGCACAUCAAAAUUCUUCGAAUUCAACAAACUCCAAAAGCCCAAGGGAUACCAAGAUGAGUCGUGACUGACCGUUGUCAGAAAUAUCUGCCUAUUCUUUAUUAUAGCCGGAUGCAUCGUUUUUGCUACGUGUAGCCAACUCCGAGAAAGGGUUAUUAGAAGGGCGCAAAUUUUCCUCGGCAGACGUUAAUGUUAGCAAAUCCAAAGCGAAGCAUUACCCAGUCCGUGAGGAAUAAUUUUGGAAUGAGAGGCGUAUCCCGCGCAUUUUCGGGCUUUCUGAAUGGCAUCUUGAGUUGCGAUCUGGAUGCCAUGUUCAGAAUUAUUGUUGACAAGCUUUCGUCAUUUCUUACCCACUUUAUAGCGUUUAGGGCUUCACUUACAUGUGUUAGUAUUAUAUGGCGUUUGUGACACUUUUGAAUCAUGGGCCAUCAUUUUUUUUUAAUAUGGUUAUUUAUAUCAGGGGAAAAAAAAAAAAAAAAAA